CCUCCGGCUCUGGGCACAGCAGGCAGAGAGCAGGGCUGUGCAGGGAGAGUGGGGCUGUGGCCCCUUUGUGCCAUGGCAGGGUCAGGCCAUGGCUCUGGUGGCCCCCAGCCCUCAUCCCCUCGUUACCGGUACCUGGACCUGCUCUUCGCCGUCCUGGGCACUGCUGCUUUCUUGGUAGACCUGGUCGCUGAUCUGUGGGUGGCCUCCAGCUACAUGCAGGCUGGGCACUGUCUCUGGGGGGGGCUGGUGCUGGCACUGCUGGGCCUCUCCUCCCUGGCCAUGCAGUUCUUCAGCUGGGCCUGGUAUCAGACGGACAACAUCGAGCAGGACCUUCCCAGUUGCUGCUGCCUGGCUGUGGUGCACCUCUUCCAGCUGGGCUAUCUCUACAGGUGUCUCCGUAUGCUGAGAGUGGGCUGGCGAGUAUGCAGGGCAGAGACUGCACCACAGCAGGAGCGAGGCUACGCUGUCUUCCUGUCCCACGACAUCAGCAUGCUGCGCCUCUUUGAGACCUUCCUGGAGAGCACCCCUCAGCUCACGCUUGCUCUUUCCAUUGUUCUGCAUACAAACAAGGUGGAGCUUUUCCAGGGGCUUGGGAUUUGCACUGCCUCCCUAUGCGUGGCAUGGUCACUACUGGAUUAUCACCAGUCCCUCCGCUGCUUCCUGUUAGACAAGCAUGAGCUGGGCCCGCUCUCCUCCACCAUCUACUUUCUGUGGAAUUUCCUCCUCCUCUGCCCCCGCGUCCUGGCAGUCGCACUCUUCGCCACACUCUUCCCAUGCUACAUCGGCCUGCACUUCCUGGGCAUCUGGACUGCCAUGCUCCUCUGGGUUUGGCUGCAGGACACUGCCUUCAUGGAGUGUCCCAGGCGGGAAUGGCUCUACAGGGCAACGGUGGCCGUGAUUCUAUAUUUCUGCUGGUUCAACGUGGCCAAGGGGCAGACGCGGCAGCGCAGCGCAAUCUAUCAUGGCUUCAUCCUGGUGGACAGUGUGCUCCUCGCUGGCUCCUGGCUCUGGUACAAUGCCCCUCUGCGUGAGCGCUCCUAUCUGCUCCCUGUGCUUCUCGCUGCCCUGGUCUGCUCUGUGCUCGGGCUGCUGCUGAGAAUCACCUACUACAAGUGGCUCCACCCCACGCUGCAGACCCGGCGCCAGGCGAGCUAUGAUGAAGUAGACACUGCAGAAGGACUAGCCCAUUUCCGAGCUAGCCCAGCGCCAGCCCCUGUGAACAGACGAAUGUACCAGCUGUCCCAGAACCACUUCUUGGUCUCUUUGCAGGCCGGACAAAACUGGGGGAAUGGUGUCCUAGAUGACAUGUCUCUCUGAGCACAGCUGUCCUGCUCCAGGCAGAGGGAUUUACACCUCAGGGAUCUGUGCUGGGGGAUCCCAUUCCAGACCUGGCUCCAGCGUUCCAGGGCCCGAGCACCACACCUACGGAAAGGGCAGCUGUGGCAGGGAGAGGAGGUUGGAGAGAGCUGGGCGGGCCGAGAGCACUGGCACUUAGUAGCUGUGACCCCUGUUCUGGGCUGGCUCUUCCCGUGGGAAAGGCAAUGCAGCAAGUGUCACGGGAGAAACCCGCUAGAAGAGUGCUGGCUGCCGAGUGGGCUCAGCAGCAUAUUAACCCUUUAUUGUCAGGCCCCUGCCCCGGGACCUGCUCCCCUACAGCAAACUCCUCACUUCUUCCUGCUCGUUUCCCCCCACUGCCCUGUUGAGCCCCAUCCCCAUUUCCCUGCCAGGCUCUCCCCUGCUUUGUUUCAGCAGAGUUCAAUGGGAAACUGUGUGCUGUUCUUGGCAGGACCUGCCAGAUUUUCCAUUUGUCUGGGAUUUCCCUGCACUUGUGUUUGUUGCUGAUUUCAAAGCUUCCCUGUAGUAGUGGGUAACCCAUGGCACUGCUGGAGGGUUUUCCAGCCAGCUGCAAAAGGUCAGCACCAGCUGAAACAGUGUGGUGGGAGGGAGUUGGAGGCCAGGAUGGACGACUUGUUGGUGCCACCUGCCCCUUAUGCCCAAGCAGUACAGGGUGACCCUGAGCGCCCACCCCUAGUAGCCACCCAUCUGGUGUUGUGCAGGAGGGUUGGAAAUCCAGAUCAAAAGCUUCCCCCACAGCCUCAGCCCUAUCCCCACCCCCACCACUCUCACACCACCCCAAGGGGCAGGGCAGGGAGCUGUGGGUCUACAGAGGAGAUGUGCCUUGUGGGGCAAGGGAGGGAAACCCUUUUCCCCACAUGGCCCAUACUGGUGAAACAUCCCCUGCACCUGGGGGGGGGAGGGGUUUCCCCACCCACCCUGCAUGGACCCACGGUAUUUCCACACCGUCCUUCAGGCCCAUGGGUGGGGGAGGAGUGGAGGCGCUGUCCCCAUUAUUCACAGGCGAGAGGGGUGCUGUCUUUGGCUGUGGAGUAAUUUGUUUCCUCCUCUUUCCAUACCUCCUGUGAGAAUGACUGUGGGUUGCUAGAGCCCCAGACGGUGGGCAAAUGAGUCAGGCAGACACUCAGAAGGGGUUUUUCCCUCAGGCAGGACUCAAAUUUGCUAGCGGCCUGGAGCGUCUUGUGUCACUGCCGGGUAGCUGCAGCCCAAAGCACAUGCCUGGGAAAACAUCAUGAACUGGCAGCACUGAGACUGGGCCCACCCAGGUGGGGAUGCGGGUAACUGCACACUAGACUGGACUGGGACAAGUACUGCUCCCAGCUGGCCUGUGCAAAACAGGGUGGAUUGAUUAAAAUCAAUUAUUUAAAUCAAUUUCUCCAUUUGUGCUUCAAUCAUUUUCUAAAGGAAGUGAGAUAAACAUGUUGACUUACAACCCCAUAGAGGCUUGACACUAGAUUUGGAACAUCUUUUUGCUACCUCAGAGAGUACACUACAACAAUAUACAUUUAUGUAAGCAAUUAUACAGCUUAAGAAUCUGAAAAUAUUAACUGUACAUUUUUAGUAUGUUAAAUGGUGAUUUACUAGAUAACUUUUUGCUCAUUUGUGUCAAGCUUUGUUAGGAUGGUAACUGGAAUUUAAACAAACAAAACAAUAUAAAAUUUAUUUUUAUUAAACAAAACUACCUUAAAAGUUGUUUUACAUAAAUGUCUUAUCAAAACAUGUUUCACAUUUAUAACAAUGAUUUAAUCAAAGAGGGAUUAACUGGUCAGUGAAUUAAACUGAUCAUUUCAGAUGUUGUGAUAAUUGGUCUAAAACUUUUGCCUUCUUGAGAAUUUACAUGGAAAGCAGGGCAAGUUAUUUUCAAUAAAGAAAGCAUGUUAUAAACAGGUGCAAGAGAAUCAGACCAAGUAAACCAAAAAGGCCAUUCUGAUAUAAUCCAAAGACUGUUGAAAUUAUGCUGGUUAAAAACAGAUGAUGGAGCCAGAAGUUAAUAUACCAAGAUCGGUGUGCCUUGCAUCUUUUCGGUGCACUGUUUACAUUCAGCACGUGUUCUUUUUUUUACCCAGAGGUACGGGAAUCUCUCAAAACUAUUCUAAUAGGGUCUUUUUUACAACCUGCAGCCAUGGUAGCUAUUUCUCCCCCCGUUUCCAGCUGUUGAAAUCAGAACUAAGGCUGCACACAAGAAUGUUGUUCCUUCUUCCCAGUGCAGUUUUGACACUGCUGUUGCUCCUUUCUGGUUGCACAAUCUGCUCCUUCUCCCGUUACAUAACUUCCCUGCCCGCCCAAAGAACUAACAGCAAUCCAAGACUUCUGCUUGUGUAACCCACAUGCCUGUUGCACUGCAGUAUUGCACUUGUUUAGAGACAGAGGGAGGCAGUUCAGAAGUUAGUGGAUGUCUGUGCACACACGCGAGGCCAUUUACUGGAAGUGCCCAGCCCCAUUCAGAAGCAAGGGCUAGGAGUUACUAGGCAGAUCAGUGUUUUUUCAUGAGCUGGAGAAUAAGUGUCCAUAGCGGAUGGAGUCAUAAAUAUUAAUAAUUUGAGAACUGAGGCCAUAAGGGCUCAGGUAGGGACAAGCUAUAAAAAAGGAGUAUGAGAUCCCCACCCCCGAGAAAGCUCAAUGGAUGAUCCUGACGAGAUACAUGAUGGCAUAUCCUAGAUUCAGAGACUGGGUCUUUUGCACCCAGUAGCACAUCCCCAGGUCCCCCACAGGAUCAAGCCAUUAACGCAGCUCCAGACCUAUUGUGCCAUAUUUAUAAAGCUUGACCUCAGAAGUUAGAAUCGGGGGAAAACAUCUUUCUUUCUACAGAAAAACAGCCUUUAACCUAAAGGUUUUGCUAGAGGCUCAUGGAUUCAGCAGUUAUUUUUUAUUUAAAUGUUUAAGAGAGAAGUAGUUUUGGCUGUAACAGAUUUUGUAUUAAAUUUAGAUUUCAUUUUAAACAGGUUUAUUUUUAAAAAUAAAAACAAUUUAAACAUCAAAAAAAUUCCACGUAAGUCACAGAACUCAUCAAUGUUGCGGCAUGAGCAAUUGUGGUUCUCUGUCCAGCCCACACAGCAAGCAAGAACUACCCCAUGUUGGCAGCCACAGCACAGAGGCAAAAGUCUUGCAUGAACCAUGAACAGCACGCUCCUCAUUCACCCUGAGAGAUGGCCCCUCCAGGGCAGGGUUCAGAAUUCUCCCCGGCCUAUAAUCAGCUCCAGGGCUGUCAUAUUGGAUUUUAAAGCCAGCUGGGUGGCUUUAGUGCCAUUUACACUGAACAUAAGACCGGCUGUACCGGGUCAGACCAAAGGUCCAUCUAGCCCAGUAUCCUGUCUUCCAACAGUGGCCAACGCCAGGUGCCCCAGAGGGAAUGAACAGAACAGGUAAUCAUCAAGGGAUCCAUCCCCUGUCGCCCAUUCCCAGCUUCUGGCAAACAGAGGCUAGGGACACCGUCCCUGUCAGUGCACAAUUCCUGCUGGGUGGGGAUGUGACAGUCAGGUUUUCAGAGAAUAGACCAUAGCAAUUAUUACAGAAAAUAGACUUUAUUUUUCCAGUUUAUAGGACAGUUCCCAUCUCACAGAACAUGACUGGUCACGGAAUCCACAGCCAUUAAUGCCCUCAGUCACAUACAUACACUGCAACCAACACCUGGUUCUGUGUAAGGCAUCUGGCGGGUCCAGAGGGAACCACCUGUUUGCUAAUAUACUCGAGUACAAAGGGGUAAUGCAGCCCUGCCAGGGCACUGGGAACCAGCAAGCAUCAACAGGCUGGUUUUUAAAGUAAUGGAGCUACAGCAAAGCUGAGGACACAGACUUUACCGACUCAGCCUGGAGGGCAGAGGAAUACUCAGAGGGAGCAUCUUAGGGGGCUGUGCCGCUUAAAUUACAAUCAAAUCGAAAAAUAAUCAAAAAGCAACAAAACAGCAGGCAUUU
Molecule: messenger RNA, 5267 nt
Organism: Malaclemys terrapin pileata
Lineage: Eukaryota; Metazoa; Chordata; Testudines; Emydidae
Gene: XKR8
Product: XK related 8
Exons: 3
Coding region: 73-1317 (414 amino acids)
Biological process (GO): apoptotic process involved in development; phosphatidylserine exposure on apoptotic cell surface; engulfment of apoptotic cell
Cellular component (GO): plasma membrane
Source: RefSeq, a predicted model, not a curated record